CCCGAGUAGAGUCACAUAAUGACUUCAGGACAGAAGUCCAUGGGGAAGCCCGUGGCAGGCGAGUCCCAGAGGUGGUUUAAAAAAGAUGAGAAGAUACCGAAGCCAUCACUGGCCUCGUCGGUUGCUCGCCCACAGCCAGACACCAAGUCUCGUACUGAAGCCGCUGCGGAACUCACAAAGGAUAGAGCUUCUCGAGACAGAAAUCGUCGCAUGUUUGGCGCCCUUCUUGGAACUCUGAAGCGUUUCAAAAAUGAUGAAGCCAAACAAAAGGACAAGGAGGAACAGCGUGCUGCUAUAGAAAGAAAGCUUGAAGAGAAAGGUAGAGCUGAAAAAGAAGAACUUAGACGAGAACGCUUGGAACUCUUUAAUCAGAGGAAGGAGAGGCAAGCACAAAUUCGAAGACUCACAAUCAAAAUGGCUCGCGUGAAGGAGCAUGAGGUUUGGGAGGCCCACCAGAUGAAGCUAACAAAAUUCAUAAGAACAGAGUCCUCUCCACCCAUCUUUUGGUUGCCACGGCAGCACAAUUCCAGGACCACCAACCUCUUGCGGGUUACACACGAUAUUAUCCUGCGUGAACUGGAACAGGAUCGUCAGCGGAUGAAGGAGGAACUGGAAGAGAUACUUGGAACACGAGCAGAGGAGGAUCAGGGCGAGGAGGGCAGGGAUGCACCUGAGGGGGGGGAGACCUACGUGCGCAGGGGGGUCCGCUCAGAGGUCAACAGGCAGGGGGAGGGGGGUGGCAAUGACACUCUCGAUAACUGUCCAGAUUUGUUAGAUUACGAGGCAGAGGAGGGAGAGCUAGUGUAUGAUGAGGCAGACCUGUCAGGUAAGGAUGACGACGACACUGAGCGUAUGGUAGUCCAGGUAGAUGGGCGUGGGGAUGGGGCAAGAAAGGUUGAAAUUGUUGCAAAACAAACUGAGUGUGGGGAGUCUCUCAAUAUAGUGGAGGGGGGUAAUGACAGUGAAAAGGAGAAUGAGGGUAGACAGAAGGAUAGGGAUAGGUGUCGUGAUGAGAGAAACAGAGAUAAAGAGAAGAGUAAGGAAAAGGAAAGGGAUAGAAAGAAUAAAGAUAGGGGAAGGGAAAAGGAUAGAGAAAAAGAUAGGCACAAAGAAAAAGAGGAAAAAGAUAGACAUAAAGACAAAGAGGAAAAAGAAAAGCUCAAAGAAAGAGAGGUAGAGAAGGAAAGGGUUAGAGAGAGAUUUAGUGGGAAAGAUAAGGAAAAGGAGAGAGAAAAGGUAAGGGAUACCAGUAAAGAUGCUGAAAAGGAAAAAACAAAGGAAAAUGACCCUGACUUAGCAACAACAAUAGUUCACAUAAAAAUAGAAAAAGAGGAUGAAGCCAAUCCAGGAGAGUCUAGGCCAAUAUUGAAAAUCAUCAAGGAAGAAAAACCAGACAAACCACCAAGUACUUUGAGGAAGGCUGAAACCACUUCAAAUGAAUGUGCUUCUACUACUGCAGUUACAGAACCUCUACCUCCUCUUCCUCCUCCUGUUUCUGAUCUUCCUCUACCUCCUGAUGGUGCUCCACCUUCCCCAGCUCCUGCCCAAUCCUCUCUGACUCCCGAACUAAUUUCCCCCACACUUGCUCCUUCAUUCUCUCCUCUCUCUUCUAGUAUUGCUCCAGACAUUUCUGAAAUGGAGGACAAAGGUGAAGAUGGUGAAGAGGAGAUGGAAGAGGGUGAGGAGGAACAAAAUUGUGCUUCUGUAACAGAUAUAUCUAUGCCAGAAACAUCUGCUUCUCACAAGGACAAAAGUCCUGAUCCUGAUAAUUCUAUAAUGCCAGAAGAGAAACCACAGGAAGAAAUUAAACCUGCUGAGAAUACCAAAAAAUCUUUGAAGGUCAAACAAAAAGAAGACAAAAAGAAAUCAACCAAGACUGAUAAAUCCAAGAAAGCAAGUAAGAAAAAAGAUAGAUUGGGUAAGAAGAAAGACUCUGGUUCCUCAGAUGAUAGUAGCACUGAUGAUAGCAGUAGUGACACAAGCAGUGAUAGUAGCGAUAGUGAUAGUUCAGACUCUGACAGCUCCUCGUCCUCUUCAGGGUCUUCCUCUGGUUCUUCCUCAGACUCUGAGAGUGACUCGAGCACUAGCUCUAGCUCAGGAACGGGUUCAGAGACAGACCACGAGAAAAAGAAAAGAAAGAAAAGAAGGGGAGGGAGAUUGUCAAGAAGUGAAGAAAGCAGCAGCGAUAGUGAGUCACAUAAGAAAAAGAAAAAAAUAAGGAAAAUUGAUGAAAAGAAAAAAAUGUCAAGUGAAAGUGGGAAACCUGUAAAAGGCAAAAUGAAAGAAGAGGUGCAAGGUGGGGAAGAUAAAACCAAGAAAGAUUUAGGAAAGAAAGAAAGGACUAAGGAUAAAGAUGGGAAAGGAAAAGAAAUGCAUAAAUUGAGGGAGCCAGACAGGGGUAGAGAAAGGGAUGCAGACCGUCGUAGGGAAUGGGCUAAGAAGACUGGCAGGAGCAGGAGCAGAGAAAGGAAAAGGGACAGGAGCAGGGAGCGAAGGCGGGAUAGGAGUAGAAGUAGGGAUAAAGAUAGAAGGGGAAGUAGGAAAGAUAGGCGAUAGUGUAACCUGAUCAUGUGGGGCAAUUUGUGGAGAAGGUAUUAUGGGUAGGAUUUGUAAAAUGUAUAGAAGGGGGUUUAAUUUUGUAGUGAUUGCUGUGUGAUUGUUUACCCUUCCUUGCAAAUCUUCAGUUUAUUACUCAUAUCAGUGACACAUCAGUUUGAAGAGUGUCUUAAAACUAGGCAUGUGCUUUGCAUAUUCCACCUGAGUUAGUAAGCAAGCCAUGGCUGAAUACCUGCACUAAUGAUAAAGCAAUUUUUUGAUGUUCACAUAUUACUAUUGUUGAAAAAAAAGUAAUUGUAAUUGUCUAAGAUGUUUUAAUCAUUCAGUCAUGGUAUCUAGAAUAUCAUGUGUUUGAUCAUUUUUUUUAUAAUUCCAUAAAUACUUCCUUUCCAGUACAUGUUAGAAAUUUUGUGAAAUAAAAGAUUAAAGCAA
Messenger RNA from Cherax quadricarinatus, 2988 nucleotides. It is a transcript of the gene Pnn, whose product is annotated as desmosome associated protein-like protein pinnin. Gene Ontology annotation, cellular component: catalytic step 2 spliceosome. The record is from RefSeq and is a predicted model, not a curated record. NCBI's taxonomy places the organism in Eukaryota, Metazoa, Arthropoda, Malacostraca, Decapoda, Parastacidae.